Laetiporus sulphureus 93-53 is the source of this 2291-nucleotide messenger RNA. RefSeq lists its product as uncharacterized. The transcript is spliced from 3 exons. The coding region runs from base 185 to 2113 and encodes 642 amino acids. The record is from RefSeq and is a predicted model, not a curated record. Lineage: Eukaryota; Fungi; Basidiomycota; Agaricomycetes; Polyporales; Laetiporaceae.
CUCCUUCACCGUGGGCGUCUACAGGCCCGCCAGGACAUCCAAGCACAGCGGAAGUCUUUCCCGCCCCCGUCAUCCUGUCUCUUUCAAUCUGCCAAUACAUGACCGGGAGGGUGGCCUUUCAAUCGCCCCGAGUUGAUUGACUGCAUCAGCUCGCUCUGGUCCGGUAUUUGUGACCAGCAUCGCUAUGGCAGCGCUGUAUCUUCAUCAAGCUCUGUUUGCUCCAGAGCCGGCCGUGCCGCCUCUUCUAGCCUCCGCCCCCCUCAGCGCGCGCUCCUCUUACGACCCACGUUUGUCUUCAAUUUCUACGGCCACCCUCCACACCGCGUCCCACUCUGACCGCUCACAUCCCACCUCGCCUCUCCUGCACGCACAAGAUGUUGACUCGCCUGCGUACUUGGACCUGCUCGCGCGACAGCCACGACAUCCGAGCCUGCCCAGCAGUCCUGCGGAGACUGCGUUGCAAUUAGACGGUGAUCCGGCUACGCCCAUCGAGCGCAGGAGCCGCUGGGAGCGGAGAAUCCGCAGGAAAUUGCGGAGACUGAGAUGGACGAAGCGAAUACUACUAACGAUUAUUGCUGGAUGGGCUACGUACAACACCGUUCGUUACUUCCUUGCAUUCGCCACGUACAAAUAUCGCAAGAGACAAAUAAUCACGCUCGCCCUCGGUUCGAGCACUGCACUGUCGCUCACUCUGCUUAUCCUCUCCCUCGUGAUCUCCGUGUUCGCUCCUCGACUUGGCCGGAUAUAUCGUAUCGACGCGCCACACGUCGUCUUGCAGACCGUGCUCAACUACGCCUCCUCGACCUUGCUGCUCGCACCCGCCAUCGUAAACCUCGUCCUCACCUCCCUUUGGCGACAUUCUGCCAACAGCAACUACACGCUCGUGGGCCGUUGCCAUUGGGACAUUGACGUGGUGUGGUCCGGCCUCGGCAAACGAUGUGCGUCCUCGCCCGCCUGGCAAUACUGGGUCGCUGGCGCAGCGGUGCGCGUCGCGCUUACGGCCGCGUUCGUGGCUGCGUACCAUCUGGCUUCCUACCAAUAUGACGUCACCCGGCAACCUUCGCGUCGCAGGCGGCAUUCGCGUUCGCAGUCGGGCGCAUCCCAGCCUUUCAUCGCGAGCGCGUCCGCGUCGGCUGGGGAUCUGCGCCCACCGGUGAUGUCGAGUGUCUCCUCGCCGUUGUCGCCGGCGUUGAUGGAGCACGUUGGUCGGCAGCCGUCGAUGAGCACCUCGGAGGGCCAUAUGACGGCGGAGAGCUUCUCCAGUGCCGCAGAACACCGUCCCUUGCGCAGCUCAAAGGCGCGAGUUGCGUCUCAGAAUUUUCUGAAUAGCAAGGCGAGGGAGGUGUAUCAGCUGCCUUCGGCUCGAGAAGAGAAGGAGCCUGGUUCAGCCGCGGUGAGCUCCGUGGAGGGUGAUCAUGAUGACGCGACGUCAUCGUCUGAAGGCUGCUAUUCACUACCGGAUGAGUUCGACCGGUAUGGCCAGCAAGUCCGAAGACUCCCAGGAGCUUACAGCCACUCCUCGCCUUCCACUGCUCUGGACAUGCAAGACGAUGACCAUGUACCCCCUGCGACGUUUCCCGACCAUGACCUCACUGCCUUCGCCGACCGUUUCCGCAACCUGGUCGAUGUGUUAUCACGCGAGACUGAAGAAGGUAUGGCCCUCACGCAGCACGACCGGCCACGCUAUUACCCCGCAUACCUACCCUCCCUGGACUCCACCUCCAGCGCACAGUUUCCUUGCGAUCUUGACGACGACUACGUACCCGUCUUUGGCCGCACGGUGCAUCGGAUGCCGACGAUCGAGUCGCUCGGCUCACGCGAACUCAUGAGUCUCGCGGGCUCGAGCAUGCAUCGCGCGUCGCCGGGACCGCACCAUAUUUCGCGCCCGUCGACCCGGUCGAAUAACCUGAGUAUGAGCGAGAAUGGGACGAGCACGCCGUCGACGCGGAGUCGCGCGAACAGCCUUGAUGCUGCGCUGGCGCUCGCGUAUCCUCCUGAGGAUGUACAGGAGGACGGUGCCGAGCAGCGGAGAGAUGGGGAGGAGAUGCGUUUGAAUUCGAGAGGAUCGGGGAGCGGGAGCUCUGCGUCGUAUAGAAGCGGUAGAAGUCAAUGACGGGUACUGUUGUGAAGCUUCGAUCGCGACGCACCACAGGCUUCUCCUGUGUGCGUGCGUCUCUCGCGCUCUCUUCGUCAGCUGGGGUACCUGAUUGGCAAAUGGAGGAGCUGGGUUGGGCCGUUCAGCCUGGAUGCUGGCCUUGCGGCAAACGGUUGGUAACUUAUUUAUGUGUCAA